AUGUACUGCACCCACUUAAUGACGCUGCAGCUGGUCGUCAUGGCAACGCUGUGGGUGACACCAGUGAGAGCGGGGACAGACUGCAUGUAUGGCUGCCGACUAAACAACAUGACCAUCACCGUGGAGAGAGAGGACUGUCACGGAAGCAUCACCAUCACCACCUGCGCCGGCCUGUGCGAAACGACGGAUCUGAACUAUCAGAGCACAUGGCUGCCGCACUCCCAGGGGGCAUGUAACUUCAAGGAGUGGUCCUACGAGAAGGUCUACCUGGAAGGCUGUCCAUCCGGAGUCGACCCCUUCUUCAUACCCGUAGCCAAGAGCUGCGAUUGCAUCAAAUGCAAGACGGACAACACCGACUGUGAUCGCAUAAGCAUGGCAACACCCAGCUGCGUAGUAAACCCACUAGAAAUGUAA
This is a messenger RNA of Salvelinus namaycush (lake trout), 414 nucleotides long. RefSeq names its product follicle stimulating hormone subunit beta (gene fshb). The record is from RefSeq and is a predicted model, not a curated record. Gene Ontology annotation, molecular function: hormone activity. Gene Ontology annotation, cellular component: extracellular region; cytoplasm. Lineage: Eukaryota; Metazoa; Chordata; Actinopteri; Salmoniformes; Salmonidae. Gene Ontology annotation, biological process: ovulation; G protein-coupled receptor signaling pathway. The transcript is spliced from 2 exons. Bases 1 to 414 code for a protein of 137 amino acids.